AUGGUCGAAAUUGAAUAUCCUCCUACAAAACGGGCCCGACGAAGUACAAAAAGGUGUCAUGAAUGUGUUAGACGCAAGGUAAAAUGUCAACUAGCCACCGAGGAUGUUGCUAUUUGCUCUGAGUGUAUUAAGACUGGAGCUCAAUGCACCUUGCAGUCUCCAGCAACCGAGAGCCUGGAAAACGCUUUUUUCACGAACCAGUCGGAUCAAGAAGAGCGGCUGAAACGCAUAGAACAAAUGCUGCACAAUCUGGUAGAAGCGCAGAGAGCCCAAAAUACGCAAACACUGCUAGAGACAGAAUUCAAUCUACAACCGGCGGUCAACUGGACUGAACUAAUUAAUGAGAACAUAUUUCCGGAUAUUGGAGUUCAGCCCACACAAUUUGACUCUUUUAACCCAUCAGAACAUCUUGAACAGACGGAUUCAAAUGUGGAUAUUCCACGGAAGGGCAAAACAGCCAAAGAAAGCCUAUUAAAACUUCUUCCAUCGCAAGGCGACAUAAUCAAUAUUUUGAGCCAUACAGGAGCUUGGGCUCUAGAGCUUCCAGCUCCUCCAGGAUCAAUACGAAGCCUCAAAGUCUCAACACAAGUUGAAGCUCGCAACAUCGACACUGCCCCUCGACUUAGUAUUAUCAAUAUUGCCAAAACUCUACUGUUUCUUGCGCUAUGUCUUCAGCAAUUGCCUCCGAACUUUGAUAUCUCCCAAUUUAAUAUGGAUGACACGGAAGAUCUUGUCAAACAAUACACCCAUUCUGUGGCUUCCCUUUGCUCUUGCCAACGAAGAUAA
Messenger RNA from Penicillium taxi, 786 nucleotides. RefSeq names its product Zn(II)2Cys6 transcription factor domain-containing protein. Gene Ontology annotation, biological process: regulation of DNA-templated transcription. NCBI's taxonomy places the organism in Eukaryota, Fungi, Ascomycota, Eurotiomycetes, Eurotiales, Aspergillaceae. The coding region runs from base 1 to 786 and encodes 261 amino acids. The record is from RefSeq and is a predicted model, not a curated record. The transcript has a single exon. Gene Ontology annotation, molecular function: DNA-binding transcription factor activity, RNA polymerase II-specific; zinc ion binding.